Staurois parvus is the source of this 401-nucleotide messenger RNA. The record is from the annotation of a GenBank genome assembly. NCBI's taxonomy places the organism in Eukaryota, Metazoa, Chordata, Amphibia, Anura, Ranidae.
AUGAUAUGGAGGGGAUUGGAACACCUGAAUCACAUGAUAUGGAGGGGAUUGGAACACCUGAAUCACAUGAUUGAGAGGGGAUUGGAACACAUGAAUCACAUGAUAUGGAGGGGAUUGGAACACCUGAAUCACAUGAUAUGGAGGGGAUUGGAACACCUGAAUCACAUGAUUGGGAGGGGAUUGGAAUACCUGAAUCACAUGAUAUGGAGGGGAUUGGAACACCUGAAUCACAUGAUUUGGAGGUGAUUGGAACACCUGAGUCACAUGAUUUGGAGGUGAUUGGAACACCUGAAUCAGAUGGUAUGGAGGGGAUUGGAAUACCAGAAUCACAUGAUAUGGAGGGGAUCGGAACACCUGAAUCACAUGAUAUGGAGGGGACCUUGGAAUUGGAAUACCUGAAU